AUGCGCGGCGCGGGCGCGGGGGCGCUGCUGGCGCUGCUCCUGCUGCUGCCGCGGGGCCCGGGCGGCGGGGCGGCGGGGGGCCCGGCGGGCGAGCGGGGCGCCGGCGGGGGCGGGGCGCUGGCCCGCGAGCGCUUCAAGGUGGUCUUCGCGCCCGUGAUCUGCAAGCGGACCUGCCUCAAGGGCCAGUGCCGCGACAGCUGCCAGCAGGGCUCCAACAUGACGCUCAUCGGCGAGAACGGCCACAGCACCGACACGCUCACCGGCUCCGGCUUCCGCGUGGUGGUGUGCCCUCUGCCCUGCAUGAAUGGUGGCCAGUGCUCCUCCCGAAACCAGUGCCUGUGCCCCCCGGACUUCACCGGUCGCUUCUGCCAGGUGCCCGCCGGAGGAGCUGGCGGAGGCGCGGGGGGCUCGGGCCCUGGCCUGGGCAGGGCCGGAGCCCUGUCCACAGGCGCGCUGCCGCCCCUGGCUCCAGAGAGCGAGACCGGGGCCAGCAAGCACGCCAUCUACGCAGUCCAGGUGAUCGCCGACCCGCCCGGGCCCGGGGAGGGGCCCCCAGCCCAGCAUGCCGCCUUCCUGGUGCCCCUGGGGCCCGGCCAAAUCUCUGCGGAAGUGCAGGCCCCGCCCCCCGUGGUGAACGUGCGUGUCCACCACCCGCCUGAGGCCUCCGUCCAAGUUCACCGCAUCGAGGGGCUGAAUGCCGAGGGCCCAGGCCCCUCCCAGCACCUGCUGCCGCACCCCAAGCCCCAGCACCCCCGGCCCCCCACCCAGAAGCCCCUGGGCCGCUGCUUCCAGGACACGCUGCCCAAGCAGCUCUGUGGCAGCAAUCCCCUCCCAGGCCUCACCAAGCAGGAGGACUGCUGCGGGAGCAUCGGCACCGCCUGGGGCCAGAACAAGUGCCACAAGUGCCCGCAGCUGCAGUACACAGGGGUGCAGAAGCCAGGGCCUGUGCGUGGGGAGGUGGGCGCCGACUGCCCCCAGGGCUACAAGAGACUCAACAGCACCCACUGCCAGGACAUCAAUGAGUGUGCCAUGCCGGGCAUGUGUCGCCAUGGUGACUGCCUCAACAACCCUGGCUCCUAUCGCUGCGUCUGCCCGCUGGGCCAUAGCCUGGGCCCCUCCCGCACACAGUGCAUUGCCGACAAGCCGGAGGAGAGGAGCCUGUGCUUCCGCCUGGUGAGCCCCGAGCACCAGUGCCAGCACCCGCUGGCCACGCGCCUCACCCGCCAGCUCUGCUGCUGCAGCGUCGGCAAGGCCUGGGGGGCGAGGUGCCAGCGCUGCCCAGCUGAUGGCACCGCCGCCUUCAAGGAGAUCUGUCCCGCUGGGAAGGGCUACCACAUCCUCACCUCCCACCAGACGCUCACCAUUCAGGGCGAAAGUGACUUCUCCCUCUUCCUGCACCCCGACGGGCCGCCCAAGCCCCAGCAGCUGCCCGAGAGCCCCAGCCGGGGGCCGCCCCCUGAGAACGCAGAGGAAGAGAGAGGGGUGAGCACCGAGUCACCAGGGACCGAGGAGCAGCCCGCACAGCAGAGCCACCCGACCGCCACCACGUCUCCUGCCAGGCCCUACCCCGAGCUCGUCUCCCGGCCCUCGCCCUCCACCGUGCGCUGGUUCCUGCCCGACCUGCCCCCGUUGGAGAUCGCCCCUACUCAGGUCACAGAGACGGACGAGUGCCGGCUGAACCAGAACAUCUGCGGCCACGGCGAGUGCAUCCAGGGCCCCUCGGGCUACUCCUGCCACUGCAACCCGGGCUACCGGGCGCACCCGCAGCACCACUACUGCGUGGACGUGAACGAGUGCGAGGCGGAGCCGUGCGGCAGCGGCCGCGGCGUCUGCAUGAACACCGGCGGCUCCUACAACUGCCACUGCAACCGCGGCUACCGCCUGCACGUGGGCGCCGGGGGGCGCUCGUGCGUCGACCUGAAUGAGUGUGCCAAGCCCCACCUGUGCGGCGACGGCGGCUUCUGCCUCAACUUCCCCGGCCACUACAAGUGCAGCUGCUACCCCGGCUACCGGCUCCGCGCCGCGCGCCCGCCGCUGUGCGAAGACAUCGACGAGUGCCGAGACCCCGGCUCCUGCCCGGACGGCCGCUGCGAGAACAAGCCGGGCAGCUUCAAGUGCACCGCCUGCCCGCCGGGCUUCCGCAGCCAGGGCGGCGGGCCGUGCCGCGACGUGAACGAGUGCGCCGAGGGCAGCCCGUGCGCGCCCGGCUGGUGCGAGAACCUCCCCGGCUCCUUCCGCUGCGCCUGCGCCCAGGGCUACGCGCCCGCCGCCGACGGCCGCCGCUGCCUGGACGUGGAUGAGUGCGAGGCCGGGGACGUGUGUGAUAACGGCAUCUGUACCAACACGCCAGGCUCCUUUCAGUGUCAGUGUCUCUCCGGCUAUCAUCUGUCAAGGGACAGGAGCCGCUGUGAGGACAUUGAUGAGUGCGACUUCCCUGCAGCCUGCAUCGGGGGUGACUGCGUCAACACCAAUGGCUCCUACCGCUGUCUCUGUCCCCAGGGGCACCGACUGGUAGGCGGCAGGAAGUGCCAAGACAUAGACGAGUGCAGCCAGGACCCGGGCCUGUGCCUUCCCCACGGGGCCUGCGAGAACCUGCAGGGCUCCUACGUCUGCGUCUGCGAUGAGGGCUUCACGCCCACCCAGGACCAGCACGGCUGUGAGGAGGUGGAGCAGCCCCACCACAAGAAGGAGUGCUACCUGAACUUCGAUGACACGGUGUUCUGCGACAGCGUGCUGGCCACCAACGUCACCCAGCAGGAGUGCUGCUGCUCGCUGGGGGCCGGCUGGGGAGACCACUGUGAGAUCUAUCCCUGCCCGGUCUACAGCUCAGCUGAGUUCCACAGCCUCUGCCCGGACGGGAAGGGCUACACCCAGGACAACAAUAUCGUCAACUACGGCAUCCCAGCCCACCGCGACAUCGACGAGUGCAUCUUGUUCGGGGCGGAGAUCUGCAAGGAGGGCAAGUGCGUGAACACGCAGCCCGGCUACGAGUGCUACUGCAAGCAGGGCUUCUACUACGAUGGGAACCUGCUGGAGUGCGUGGACGUGGACGAGUGCUUGGACGAGUCCAACUGCCGGAACGGCGUGUGCGAGAACACCCGGGGCGGCUACCGCUGCGCCUGCACGCCCCCCGCCGAGUACAGCCCGGCCCAGCGGCAGUGCCUGAGCCCCGCGGAGAUGGACGUGGACGAGUGUCAGGACCCCGCAGCCUGCCACCCUGGCCGCUGUGUCAACCUGCCGGGCUCCUACCGCUGCGAGUGCCGCCCGCCCUGGGUGCCCGGGCCCUUUGGCCGAGACUGCCAGCUCCCCGAGAGCCCGGCUGAGCGCGCCCCGGAGCCGCGGGACGUGUGCUGGGCCCAGCGCGGGGAGGACGGCAUGUGCGCGGGCCCCCUGGCCGGGCCCGCCCUCACCUUUGAGGACUGCUGCUGCCGCCAGGGCCGCGGGUGGGGUGCCCAGUGCCGCCCGUGCCCGCCGCGCGGACCUGGGUCUCAGUGCCCCACCUCGCAGAGUGAGAGCAAUUCCUUCUGGGAUGCGAGCCCCCUGCUGCUGGGGAAGCCGCCGCGCGAGGAGGACAGCUCGGAGGAGGACUCGGACGAGUGUCGCUGUGUGAGCGGCCGCUGCGUGCUGCGGCCGGGCGGCGCGGUGUGCGAGUGCCCGGGCGGCUUCCAGCUGGACGCGUCCAGAGCCCGCUGCGUGGACAUCGACGAGUGCCGAGAGCUGAACCAGCGCGGGCUGCUGUGCAAGAGCGAGCGCUGCGUGAACACCAGCGGCUCCUUCCGCUGUGUCUGCAAACCGGGCUACGCGCGCAUCCGCCCGCACGGGGCCUGCGUGUCCCAGCGUCCCCAGCGUCGCCGCUGA
Messenger RNA from Pipistrellus nathusii (Nathusius's pipistrelle), 3858 nucleotides. NCBI's taxonomy places the organism in Eukaryota, Metazoa, Chordata, Mammalia, Chiroptera, Vespertilionidae. The record is from the annotation of a GenBank genome assembly.